This is a messenger RNA of Anarrhichthys ocellatus (wolf-eel), 1624 nucleotides long. Its product is annotated as leukocyte cell-derived chemotaxin 1-like. Gene Ontology annotation, biological process: negative regulation of endothelial cell proliferation; negative regulation of angiogenesis. Bases 34 to 984 code for a protein of 316 amino acids. Lineage: Eukaryota; Metazoa; Chordata; Actinopteri; Perciformes; Anarhichadidae. The transcript is spliced from 7 exons. The record is from RefSeq and is a predicted model, not a curated record.
GACUGGGGUCCCCUCAGGUGUUUGGCUCCAGUCAUGGCCGGGAACUCAGAGAAAGUACCGAUCGCCUCGGCGGGACCAGAGGACCUGCAGCACUUCAUGCCCCCGGCCUACUCCGCCAUGGCGGUGAAGCCCGCCGCCACCGGCCGCCUCCUGAAGGCCGGGAUCGCGGUGCUCAUCGCCGGUGCUCUCCUAUUGCUACUCGGGGCAGUCGGAGCUUUCUACUUCUGGAACAACAAUGAAAAACACGUCUACAAUGUCCACUACAGCAUGAGCAUCAAUGGCAAAGUGGAGGAGGGUACGAUGGAGAUCGACUCGGCCAAUAACAUGGAGCGAUUCAGCACCGGCAGCGGGGCGGACGAGGCCGUGGAGGUCCAUGACUUUGACAUUGGGAUCACAGGGAUCCGGUUUUCAGGGGGCGAGAAGUGCUACAUCAAGACCCAAGUGAAGGCCCGCCUGCCUGACGUGGAGGCUCUCAACAAGGACUCGAUGACAUUCGACCUGGAGGACGAGGUGAUGCCGGCCAAGUUUGAGGACGAUCUGAUCUGGGUGGCGGCUGACGCUCCCCUCUCGGACUCCGGCUUCCUCAGCAACAAGAUAAAGGACUUGUGCGGAGACCUGCCAAUCUUCUGGCUCCGUCCCACCUACUCAACCAGCGGACAGAGGGAGAGGAGGGCCGCCCCCCGCCAGCGGCGCCAGGCAGCCGGGGAGGAGGAAGAAGAGGACGUGGAGGCAGAUUUCAACCCGGAGAACCCUUAUCAGAGAGGUCUUGAGGGCGAGCAGGGCGCCAUGAACAUCGACCCCAUGCUGGACCACCAGGGCGUGUGCUGCAACGAGUGCCGUCGCGGCUACACCCACUGCCAGAGGAUCUGCGAGCCGCUGGGAGGGUACAGCCCGUGGCCGUACCACUACCGGGGCUGCAGGGUGGUCUGUCGGGUCAUCAUGCCCUGCAACUGGUGGGUGGCGCGCAUUUUGGGUCUGGUGUAAACAACCCCCCCCACCUGGGACAUGGUGGGAGUCCAAAGCUGGGGAAGAAACUUGGGAGGGAUUGGGUUCCAAGGGAGGGGGAGGGGGGGGGGGGGCUUCUUAUUGUCACCUACGUUGUAGUUACAUGUCGGUCUGAGCAAAUGAAAUGAACAGCGUCAGUAACUGUGCCCACACAUUAGAAAUGCACGGUGCAGAAUCUAGGACAGACAUGUAGAAGCACACUGCACAGCUCGUCUUAUUACAAGAGGAUUCAGAGCCGCACAACAUGCUGUCAAGAGAACAGAGGUUCUGGUAUAAAACACCCAACUGACCCGUUUUCACUUAAAUGCAUUGAUCUAUUGACACCUGCAUGGAUUUCACAUUAUGUAUAACGCCAACCAUUUACCCGUAGGAAAAGCGUAUGUAAUUUGUAGAGCUUGUAAUUGUUCCUUUCACUCUCUGAUGUAAAUAAAUGUAUAGGGCGCAGUGUAUUUCAAUAGCAGUCGGCUGGCUUAAGUAGAACCCAUUGUUUGUGUCACGAGGAAUAUUCUGGACUCUCAUUCAAACAACGUACUGUACGCGCUCCCGCAAACUCACAUCUGCCUUGAAGAAGCUCAUCUCAAAGUGCAAUAUCAGUGAAUAAACUUAUUUUUUAAGUAAA